Messenger RNA from Phytophthora sojae, 924 nucleotides. RefSeq lists its product as hypothetical. The record is from RefSeq and is a predicted model, not a curated record. Lineage: Eukaryota; Oomycota; Peronosporomycetes; Peronosporales; Peronosporaceae. The transcript has 4 exons. Bases 1 to 924 code for a protein of 307 amino acids.
AUGAGCAACAAACGGUUCACCACCACGCCAAGCUCAUCGAUCGCCGACUCCGUCACGCUUGCCAAGAUUGAGGAGUAUGACGAAUAUCUCAAUAGUGAAAAACGCGUGGACUUCACUCGCUGGAAGAAGUUCACAAGUUCAGGCGCCACGACGACGUACCUUGAGCGGAAAAAACCGAACCCGGAUUCUAAACUGCCCGAGACACUCAUGACCGGCACACUACCUGGUACGCUGAACGAAAACAUGUUCGGUCUCGUAAGCCCGACUCUCGAGUCGAUGCGAAUCAAGGCGUCCUACUUGAAUGACUUUAGUGCGGCGGCCGUCCUCGCUACCAUUGUCGAGCCAACAGUGGCCGAACCACUUCGGUCCGUUGUGAUAAAGUGGAUGGAGAUCGACAUUCCCGGAGCCUCCAUCGGAAUCGUACGCAACCGUGAUUACGUGUACCUUGAGAGCACGGGAAUUUUGUGUCUAAAGAAUGGCAGGCGAGUUGGUUACCACUUGUUGCACUCAGUGAAUUUUCCCCAAACGAGUGACCUGCUCAGCCGCGUCCGCGGAAACAUGUCGCUCUGUGGCGUAUUUUCCCAAGCUGAGCCUGGACAGACCGAUUGCCGUGGAACGGGUGUGAUGGACCCAGGAGGUGACAUGAUUCGCGUGAUGGCUGUCGUGGGGAUGAUUCAAGCGACGAUGGCCGUCAACCAAGGCGUCAAGAUUCGGAAAGUUUUCAAGAAACUGAGCUUCAUCACGCCGGACCUGGAACUUUCACAGCGCAAAGUGAGCUUCUGCGUGAAGUGCCUACUGGAUACGAACAUGGAUACAUUGGAGGCUGCCCGCCAACAGUUCGUCUACUCGGAAAACAUUCAGCUACGAAACAUCGAGUUUUCGUUGUUGAGCUCAGGCUCAGACGCCACGAUCGCUUCUACUUAA